UGCAAGUUAUCACGCUCUAAUGUUUAUUCAUUCAGCCAGAUUGAUCUAAAGUCGGGUUUUGAAUCAUUGACAAGGAAUUCUGGUGUUAAAGGUGCUGUCCAGUGUCCAAAGGUUUUCUGUGGUCUCAUGGUUUCUGCUUGGACUGGCACAACACAAGCGAAGAACCGCAAAGGUCCCGCCCUGGUGGUCAUUAACAUCUGGAGGAUGACAAUGGUGCUCGCUUGACCAGCGUGAGGGGGGAGAGAGAGCGAGAGAAAGGGCAAGACCGAAGUGACGUGCUUGAGGACAGCUGAACAUUCACCACUUGAAUAAACAAGCAAGCACGGGAAGACUUUUGGAGAUUUAAAGGAUUUCUCAGCCAAAAUGGACGAAACGUCAACAAAUGGGACCACUUAAUGGAGAGUCAGAGAUCUUCACCAUGUGAGAUAUCGCCAUGAUCUCUCCUUGUAAACUUCUUAAGACCAAUUGUUUGUGACUUGAAGGCGCUCCGUGUGGAUUUUCCAUCAUCAUGAGUUCCUCCCUGGUUCUUCUGGUGAGCUGCCUGACCACCAGCGUGGCUCUGCUUUCAGCCAAUAACAUCGCCACCCAAACGGGAUCUCCGUCCAAGCUGAAGUACCUCCUGGAUCCGCCCGUUUACGCCGAGGUGGUCGGGCGUCGCGGCGAGAACGUCACCUUGCCGUGCAUCCUGAAGAUCAAGCCCGACCACUACAAGAUCAAGUGGACCAAGCUGGAGCCGGGACACGUGGGCCCGGAGAACAUUGUGAUGAUUUCCAACGCUCACGCUUUCAAGCGGCACGGUCAACUCGGCCCGCGGGCGUGGUUGCGGCGGGCCCACAACAUGGACGCCUCCCUACGAUUGGGCCAACUGCAACUGCGAGACGGCGGAAGGUACCGAUGCGAGCUCAUCAACGACAUCGAGGAUGAGAGCGUGGAGGUCACGCUCAGGAUUGAAGGUGUGGUUUUUCCGUAUCAGAGUGAAAAAGGCCGCUAUAAAUGGACUUUCCAAGAGGCUGAAGCGGCGUGCGAGGAGCAGGAUGGAACGCUGGCCUCCUACGAGCAACUUUACAGAGCCUGGACGGAAGGUCUGGACUGGUGCAAAGCGGGCUGGCUUCGGGAUGGAAGCGUCCGCUACCCCAUCAUCAGCCCGCGCCCCGCCUGCGGGGCACGAACGCAACCGGGUAUUCGCAGCUACUCGCCCAAAGAUAAGAACAGAGACCACUUUGAUGCAUUCUGCUUUACCUCUUUGACUGCAGGUUCCGUCUUCUAUAUUGCGGGCGCAUUUUCCCUGGAGGAGGCCGGGCAGGCAUGCGGACGUCGGGCGGCCGAGCUGGCGCUGGUCGGCCAGCUGUACGCGGCCUGGCACUUUCGAGGCUACGACCGAUGCGACGGCGGCUGGCUGCGAGACGGCAGCGUGCGAUUCCCCAUCGGUACUCCCAGGACACGAUGUGGGGGCGUCCCCGAACCCGGGGUACGCUCUUUUGGGUUCCCCAAUAAGACGUCGCAUCUCUACGGAGCUUAUUGCUAUCGGUAGUCGGACAGUUGACAGCGCCAUUAUUUCAUUCGUCCGAUCAAGCAUUUAUAUUAUCUACAAUUUUUUUGCAUUUAUAUAGACAAUUUUUGUGCCUAAUACUGGUUAAUUCAAAUUUAGCUGUACGUUAAAAAAAUAUAUUGUAAAUAGCAAAGCCUCCGCGCAUUUAAAUGAUCAGGAGUGCUGUAAUAUUUAAGCUGCAGAAUUGUUUCAUUAAAAUAUAUCAGUGCAUUUUUAUUCAUUAAGCAAUUGGUAAAUAAUUUGUUGUAAAUAAAAAUAUU
Molecule: messenger RNA, 1809 nt
Organism: Syngnathus acus (greater pipefish)
Lineage: Eukaryota; Metazoa; Chordata; Actinopteri; Syngnathiformes; Syngnathidae
Gene: hapln2
Product: hyaluronan and proteoglycan link protein 2
Exons: 5
Coding region: 509-1531 (340 amino acids)
Biological process (GO): cell adhesion
Molecular function (GO): hyaluronic acid binding
Source: RefSeq, a predicted model, not a curated record